AUGAAUUUUGAAACUUCACGGUGUGCCACCCUACAGUACUGUCCCGACCCUUACAUCCAGCGGUUCGUAGAAACCCCAGCCCAUUUCUCUUGGAAAGAAAGUUAUUACCGAUCCACUAUGUCCCAGAGCACACAGACAAGUGAAUUCCUCAGUCCAGAGGUUUUCCAGCACAUCUGGGAUUUUCUGGAACAGCCCAUCUGUUCAGUUCAGCCCAUUGACUUGAACUUUGUGGAUGAACCAUCAGAAAAUGGUGCAACAAACAAGAUCGAGAUUAGCAUGGACUGUAUUCGCAUGCAGGACUCAGACCUCAGUGACCCCAUGUGGCCACAGUACACGAACCUGGGGCUCCUGAACAGCAUGGACCAGCAGAUCCAGAACGGCUCCUCGUCCACCAGUCCCUACAACACAGACCACGCCCAAAACAGCGUCACGGCGCCCUCGCCCUACGCACAGCCCAGCUCCACCUUCGACGCCCUCUCGCCUUCGCCCGCCAUCCCCUCCAACACUGACUACCCGGGCCCACACAGCUUUGACGUGUCCUUCCAGCAGUCCAGCACCGCCAAGUCCGCCACCUGGACGUAUUCCACUGAACUGAAGAAACUGUACUGCCAGAUUGCAAAGACAUGCCCCAUCCAGAUCAAGGUGAUGACCCCACCUCCUCAGGGCGCUGUCAUCCGUGCCAUGCCUGUCUACAAGAAGGCCGAGCAUGUCACUGAAGUGGUGAAAAGGUGCCCCAACCAUGAGCUGAGCCGUGAAUUCAACGAGGGACAGAUCGCCCCCCCUAGUCAUUUGAUUCGAGUAGAAGGGAACAGCCAUGCCCAGUACGUAGAAGACCCCAUCACAGGAAGACAGAGUGUACUUGUACCUUAUGAGCCACCUCAGGUUGGCACUGAAUUCACGACAGUCUUGUACAAUUUCAUGUGUAACAGCAGUUGUGUCGGGGGGAUGAACCGCCGUCCAAUUUUAAUCAUCGUUACUCUGGAAACCAGAGAUGGGCAAGUCCUGGGCCGCCGCUGUUUUGAGGCCCGGAUCUGUGCUUGCCCAGGGAGAGAUAGGAAGGCAGAUGAAGACAGUAUCAGAAAGCAGCAAGUCUCGGACAGCACAAAGAACGGUGAUGGUACGAAGCGCCCUUUCCGUCAAAAUACACAUGGCAUCCAGAUGACGUCCAUCAAGAAACGAAGAUCCCCAGAUGAUGAACUGCUGUACUUACCAGUGAGGGGCCGUGAGACUUACGAAAUGCUGCUGAAGAUCAAAGAAUCCCUGGAACUCAUGCAGUACCUUCCUCAGCACACGAUUGAAACAUACAGGCAGCAGCAGCAACAGCAACACCAGCAUUUACUUCAGAAACAGACCUCGAUGCAGUCUCAGUCUUCCUACGGUAACAGCUCCCCACCUCUGAACAAAAUGAACAGCAUGAACAAGCUGCCUUCCGUGAGCCAGCUUAUCAACCCUCAGCAGCGCAACACCCUCACUCCCACCACCAUUCCCGAUGGCAUGGGAGCCAACAUUCCUAUGAUGGGCACCCACAUGCCAAUGGCUGGAGACAUGAAUGGACUCAGCCCCACCCAGGCCCUCCCUCCCCCUCUCUCCAUGCCAUCCACCUCCCACUGCACCCCCCCACCUCCGUACCCCACAGAUUGCAGCCUUGUCAGUUUCUUAGCGAGGUUGGGCUGUUCAUCAUGUCUGGACUAUUUCACGACCCAGGGGCUGACCACCAUCUAUCAGAUUGAGCAUUACUCCAUGGAUGAUUUGGCAAGUCUAAAAAUCCCUGAGCAAUUCCGACAUGCCAUCUGGAAAGGCAUCCUGGACCACCGGCAGCUCCACGACUUCUCGUCCCCUCCCCACCUCCUGCGGACCCCAAGUGGUGCCUCCACAGUCAGUGUGGGCUCCAGUGAGACCCGGGGCGAGCGUGUAAUUGACGCUGUGCGCUUCACCCUCCGUCAGACCAUCUCCUUCCCACCCCGCGAUGAGUGGAAUGACUUCAACUUUGACAUGGAUGCUCGUCGCAACAAGCAACAGCGCAUCAAAGAGGAGGGGGAGUGAGAUGAGCGUUGCAGUUCGAGCUCUUUCCGUCUUCCUACCCACUAACCCCACUACAAGGCACCACUGUACCAAGCAUUCUUCCUAGCUCCUCUCCUUCCUCUUUUCAGUCCGGUUUCUUAAGGGAAGGAGAAGGAAGAGGCUACUUUUUACCUAAUGUACAACCUGGCAUCUGAUUCUGAUUCUGGCUUUAAGCCUUCAGAUCUCUUGCUUGCAGGACUGAAAUUGUCAUGGCUAGGUAGAAGUGAGCAAAAAAGCAGUGGGUGUCUCCUUAAGCUGCAGAGGUCUCUCCUUGACUUUUAUAAAGCAUUUUCACCCUUAUAGUCUAAGACUAUAUAUAUAAAUAUAUAAAUAUACAGUAUAUAUUUUUGGGUGGGGGGCAUUGAGUAUUGUUUAAAAUGUAAUUUAAAGGAAAAAAAUUGAGUUGCACUUAUUGCCUUUUCUCUUACUUUUUGGAUGGCUUAUCUAUACCCCGUCUCUCAAGGCCAGCCACGUAUGGUAAUAGGUAUCUAGAUCUUGAUAGGACAUGUGAGUGACAGUGACAUGUAGGUGCCUUCAGUUCUUUUGAUGCUAAACACAUGCCACAUCAAACCUUUGGUUAGAUCUGCUUGUUAUUACAUGGGUGAGACUGUAUACAUAUGUACACGAUUCUCUAUGUUGGUAUAUUUUAUGUUACUGAUAUCCCUGCUACUGAUAGUGGUUGCCUUUGGGGUGAUUUAGUUCAAGUACAAGAAAAAGUUCAUGUUCACGCUAUCACUCACCAUAGGAAAGGAAAUAUUCUGUCUUGCUUUGGGUUGGGAUUGGGGAAUGUGAGUCAUGGCUAAAAUUCUUAAAAAGUCAUGGAAGCCAGUUAAAUAACACCUGGUAUCACAUGUCUGGGUAUUUCAGCAAUCUCCUUAAAUUUAAUGCCAGACACCUUAACUCUCAGUAUUUAUUGGCAAAGCAUUAGCUGCCAGUACAAACGCCUGUAAACCAAAUUUCACUACUAGAUUGAUUAACUCAAUUACACAUUUGUUACCCUUGUUAGAAUUGAGGUUGAUUUGAUUGGGAU
Messenger RNA from Lipotes vexillifer (Yangtze River dolphin), 3091 nucleotides. It is a transcript of the gene TP63, whose product is annotated as tumor protein p63. Gene Ontology annotation, cellular component: nucleus. Gene Ontology annotation, molecular function: DNA-binding transcription factor activity, RNA polymerase II-specific; protein binding; RNA polymerase II cis-regulatory region sequence-specific DNA binding. NCBI's taxonomy places the organism in Eukaryota, Metazoa, Chordata, Mammalia, Artiodactyla, Lipotidae. The coding region runs from base 1 to 2043 and encodes 680 amino acids. The transcript has 14 exons. The record is from RefSeq and is a predicted model, not a curated record. Gene Ontology annotation, biological process: apoptotic process; protein tetramerization; regulation of transcription by RNA polymerase II.